UCACCUGCUAAUCACCACGUGGUAAAAAAAAAAAAAAAGAAUCUUCAUUACAUUGCUAAACGUUCAAAAACAAAAUGAAAAACGAAUUAAAAGAAUUAGCAGUAUCACUGUUCGACAUAGAUGUUGUUAAAUUUGGUUCUUUCAAAACCAAAGUUGGAUUAGAAACACCAAUUUAUAUUGACUUUAGAGUACUCAUUGCUCACCGUAAAAUAUUGAAGCAGAUAUCAAGAGCUCUCUGGAAAUUAUCAAGUGAUCCAGAUAAUGUACAACAAAUAUGUGGUGUACCAUACGCUGCACUGUCAAUGGCUGAUGUUAUUGCUGAUGACACUGAAAAACCAAUGAUCAUGAGAAGAAAAGAGAGCAAAAAUCAUGGUACAAAAAAAUUACUUGAAGGUGUUUAUGCUGCUGGUGAUAAAUGUGUCAUCAUUGAGGAUGUCGUUACAAGUGGUACAAGUAUAUUAGAAGUUGUAGCUGAUUUAAAAAAUGAAGGUCUUGAAAUUAUUGAAGCUCUUGUAAUCAUGGACAGAGAACAAGGUGGUCGUGAUAAUCUUGAAAAAUCUGGAGUUAAUAUUAAAAGUUUAUUUACACUUACUGAAAUGAUGGAAUAUCUUUUGAGUGCUGAUAAAAUUGAUCAAUCAACAUAUGACAAAGUUAUUGAUUAUUUAAAAACUAACAAAGCAUCAGUUAAAAUACAAGAAGAAGAAAAAAAAAAUACACGUUUAACAACUGAUUUUUUAUCAAGAUCAAAGCUUGCUAAAAAUCCAUUAGCUAAAAAAAUUUUUGAAAUAAUGAAUGAAAAAGAAACAACACUUUGUUUAGCUGCUGAUUUAACAUCUGCUGAUGAAAUUAUAAAGCUUGCUGAAAUUGCUGGACCACAUAUUGCUGUAUUAAAAAUUCAUGUUAAUAUUAUUGAUGAUUUUAGUCAGAUAUUUAUAAAACAACUUAAAUCAUUGUCAUUGAAAUAUAAAUUUUUAAUAAUGGAAGAUAGUAAAUUUGGUGAUAUUGGUAAUACAGUGUCACAUCAAUACUCCAAGGGUGUUUAUAAAAUUGCUGAAUGGGCUGAUUUAAUAACAGUACAUCCAGUUGCUGGUCCAGGUAUAAUUGAUGGUCUUGUUGCUGGUUUAAAUGACAUUAGCGAAGAACGUGGUAUAUUUUUAGUUACUGAAAUGUCAUCAAAAGGUGCAUUGACAACUGGAAGCUAUAUUGAACAAUCAUUGUCAAUGGGUGAUAAUUCAAAGCUAGUUGUUGGUCAUGUUUGUCAGUCAGAUUUAUUUAAAAAUCCAGGUAUGAUACAAUUAACACCUGGUGUUAAAUUAUCAAAAGAUUCUGAUGAUCUUGGACAACAAUAUAAUACACCAGAAAGUGUUGUUAAUUGUGGUGCUGAUUUAGCUGUUGUUGGUCGAGGAAUAACUCAAGCAACUGAUAAAAUUAGUGCUAUUAUUAAAUACAAGGAUCAACUUUGGUCAGCAUACAAAAAUAGACUAUCAUAAUUAAUUUUUGAUGAAAAUUAUUCUCAUUUUUUUGUAUAUAAAUAUACAAAAUAAUAAUGCCACUUUUUUUUUUAAUGAUACAAAAUAAAUUUUAUGAACAAUAUAUUUGAAUGUACAAUAAAUAUUUUAUAUUUUAAAUUAC
Aphidius gifuensis is the source of this 1632-nucleotide messenger RNA. RefSeq names its product uridine 5'-monophosphate synthase (gene r-l). Lineage: Eukaryota; Metazoa; Arthropoda; Insecta; Hymenoptera; Braconidae. Gene Ontology annotation, biological process: 'de novo' pyrimidine nucleobase biosynthetic process; 'de novo' UMP biosynthetic process. Gene Ontology annotation, molecular function: orotidine-5'-phosphate decarboxylase activity; orotate phosphoribosyltransferase activity. The record is from RefSeq and is a predicted model, not a curated record. The transcript is spliced from 2 exons. The coding region runs from base 75 to 1490 and encodes 471 amino acids.